This is a messenger RNA of Malus domestica (apple), 864 nucleotides long. RefSeq names its product triphosphate tunnel metalloenzyme 3-like. The record is from RefSeq and is a predicted model, not a curated record. NCBI's taxonomy places the organism in Eukaryota, Viridiplantae, Streptophyta, Magnoliopsida, Rosales, Rosaceae.
GAAAGGGACACCAAAAUGGGGACACCAGAUCCGCAGCCACAUUUCCCACCACCAAGUGCUUCCAUAUCAAGUUAUCAACGACAUUGUUCACUCGUUUGGUCCUUCCUUCAGCAAACCCCCAAAGCAAUGGAAGUGGAAGUGAAGCUCCGCCUCCCAGACGCCGCCGCACACCAAAAGCUCACCGACCUCCUCUCCCCCUUCCACACCCAAACCCUAAUCCAAGAGAACAUCUUCUUCGACGGCUCCAACUCCGAGCUCUCCUCUAACCUCGCCAUCCUCCGCCUCCGUUUCUACGACGUCGACAGGCGCUGCGUCCUCUGCCUCAAGGCCAAACCCGUCAUCUCCGACGGCGUCAGCCGAGUCCUAGAGCUGGAAGAGCCCUUCGACCCUGUCCUCGGCCGCGUCUGCGUGGCCGAGCCGUGGAGGCUUACGGUCGUUGACUCCUCCGACAUCUUAAAGCGCGUGAGGGAGGAAUACAGUGUCGGAGGAGGGCAAGGGUUUGUGUGCUUGGGUGGGUUUAGGAAUGUGAGGGGUGUGUAUAAGUGGAAGGGGCUGAAGAUAGAGGUGGACGAGAGUAUUUACGAUUUUGGGACGUGUUAUGAGCUCGAGUGCGAGAGCUCCAACCCUGACAGGGAUAAGCAGGUUCUGGAAAACUUGUUGGAAGAGAACGGGAUUAGGUUUCGGUACUCGGAGGUCUCCAAGUUUGCGAUUUUCCGGUCCGGGAAGUUGCCGGAGUGAAAGCUACUUUGGAACUUGGACGCCAAGUAAUUGGUGUGUAAAUUGUGUUGGGAUUCAAGGCUUUCUCGUGUAGAAAAUGUAGUGCUUGUGCAUUAUCAUUCAAUUAACAAAAUAAUUCCCUAGUAA